GAUAUAGAACCUAUACUGUGUCUGAAACCGACUCAGACUACAGUAGUAUGACCCCCGACGGAACCUAUACUGUGUCUGGAAGCGACUCAGUCUUCACUUCAUCACCCAGCAGAUCCUAUAGUUUAUCUGGAACCGACUCAGGCCUCCUUAGUAUGACACCCGGCAGAACCUAUACUGUGUCUGGAAGCGGCUCAGCCUUCAGUACGUCACCCAGCAGAUACUAUACUGCAUCUGAAGGCGACUCACCCAGCAGAUACUAUACUGCAUCUGAAGGUGACUCUACCAGCAGAUACUAUACUGCGUCUGAGGGCGAAUCACCCAGCAGAUACUAUACCGCGUCUGGAAGCAACAUAUUUGCCGCUCGUACACCUCCUGGUCCUCCUAAUCCUGGGCCUGGUCCUGGUCCAGGGCCUGGGCCUGGGCCUGGGCCUGCUCCUGCUCCUGGUCCUGCUCCGGCUCCAGCUCCUGCUGCAGCUCAUAGACCUCCAGCUGCUCCUGGUCCUGCUCCAGUUCCUGCUCUCGUUGCUGCUCCUGGUCCUGGUCCUGGUCCGGGUCCUGGCCCUGGUCCUGCUGCAUUCUGGGGACGUCCAAGAUAUAGAACCUAUACUGUGUCUGAAACCGACUCAGGUUACAGUAGUAUGACACCCGGCAGAACCUAUACUGUGUCUGGAAGCGACUCAGUCUUCACUUCAUCACCCAGCAGAUCCUAUAGUCUAUCUGGAACCGACUCAGGCCUCCUUAGUAUGACACCCGGCAGAACCUAUACUGUGUCUGGAAGCGGCUCAGCCUUCAGUACGUCACCCAGCAGAUACUAUACUGCAUCUGAAGGUGACUCACCCAGCAGAUACUAUACUCCGUCCGAAGGUGACUCUACCAGCAGGUACUAUACAGCGUCUGAAGGCAACUCACCCAGCAGAUACUAUACUGCAUCUGGAAGCAACAUAUUUGGAGGUGUGUCAUCCUACAGAACCUGUACUGUCUCUGGAACCAACAUUGCCUUUCCUUCCAACUACAAGCUCUUCCAUUCCAUACAUCUCCUUUCUUUUUAAAAUUACCAUCUCUGAAGCAAAUUCACUUUCUCUGAACAGACUCCAUAGGGCCUCCCCAAGGAGCCAGUACACCUCGUGCUCCUAUUCCUGCUGUUGGUGGUAAGUCUGCUUGUGAAAACGUUAUAGUGAUUUGGAUGUGGGUUGAGAUCCCACAUGCAAGCGGACUGGUUGAGCUGGGUGGGUGGGUGUGUGCAUUUUGAUUUUUUUCCUUUUAUUACGUUAUUCAAACAUAACCAUUUCCAAUCAGUGCAUUUCCUUGGUUUGUAAAUCCCAUUUUUCCUCAAGAGAUAAUAUUCAGCCUCAUGUUUCACCCCAAGCAGCUCAUACACCUCCUCGUCAUCCUGGUCCUGGUCCUGCUCCAGGUCCGGCUCCUGCUCCUGCUGGUGAGUGUCUUUUUCCUGCAAUUGUACUCACUGGGAUGUGGGUUCCUACCCAGCAUCUCUCUUCACGCUGCACAGCUUCUGUAUACCAAUACAGCAAGGCUUCACUGGAAACGUAAUGGAGCAUUACAAAUAUGGCGAACAGAAAUGUUAUAAUACUUUUUUAGAGAAUAGUAAGGGGAAGACGAUGUCUAACAGAGAGUUUAAAAUUAUUAUUGGAAAGUUUUACUUUUCUAAU
This is a messenger RNA of Melospiza melodia melodia, 1667 nucleotides long. RefSeq names its product mucin-1-like. The transcript is spliced from 4 exons. The record is from RefSeq and is a predicted model, not a curated record. Lineage: Eukaryota; Metazoa; Chordata; Aves; Passeriformes; Passerellidae. The coding region runs from base 48 to 1049 and encodes 333 amino acids.